AUGCUCGCCCUGCGCCGCGUCGGCUCGAUUGGUGUAGCGGCCGUGUCCGCGACCCUCAAUUUCAGCUCCUGCGAGGAGAAGCAGCCGCGCUUCGCCGGCAAGACGAUCGUGAUCACCGGCGGCGGCGGCACCUUCGGCCGCGUCGGCGCCAAGUACUUCGCCAAGGAGGGCGCCAACGUCGUGCUCGUGGACGUGAACCGCAAGGCGCUCGACGAGGCCAUGGCGACGCUGCCGGGCGCCAACGUCGAGGCCGUCGCGUGCGACGUCCGCGACGCGGACUCCGUCGCCGCCGUCGUGCGGACCGCGCAAAAGUUCGGCGGCGUGGACCUGCUCUGGAACAACGCGGGCUACCAGGGCCAGAUGAAGCCCCUCCUCGAGUACUCCGCCAAGGACGUGCAGCUCGUCAUGGACAUCAACGUCGUCGGCGGCUUCAACGUGCUGCAAGCGUGCGCGCGCGACAUGGCCGGUCGCGGCGGCGGCGCCGUCGUGCAGACGGGCAGCGUCGCGGGCCUGCGCGGCACGCCGACGAUGAACGCCUACGUCGCGUCGAAGGCCGCCGUCCACGGGCUGACGAUGACGGCCGCGAAGGACCUGGCGCCGCACAAGAUCCGCGUGAACACGGUCAUGCCCGCGCUGAUCGGGCCGGAGGACGGCUUCAUGUGGAAGCGGCAGAACGAGCUCCACGCCGCGUCGGGGUCGCCCUACUUCGACCGCGACGCCGACGUGUUGGCGAAGAAGAAGGUCGGCGGCGUGCCGCUGAAGCGCCUCGGCGAGGUCGAGGAGGUCGUCGAGGCCGUCGCGUUCCUGCUGAGCGAGGACGCGUCCUACAUCACGGGCACGUCCCUCGUCGUCGCCGGCGGGAUGGCCUAG
Messenger RNA from Aureococcus anophagefferens, 870 nucleotides. RefSeq lists its product as hypothetical. Gene Ontology annotation, molecular function: oxidoreductase activity. Bases 1 to 870 code for a protein of 289 amino acids. The record is from RefSeq and is a predicted model, not a curated record. The transcript has a single exon. Lineage: Eukaryota; Pelagophyceae; Pelagomonadales; Pelagomonadaceae.